Molecule: messenger RNA, 763 nt
Organism: Anolis carolinensis (green anole)
Lineage: Eukaryota; Metazoa; Chordata; Lepidosauria; Squamata; Anolidae
Gene: mrpl55
Product: mitochondrial ribosomal protein L55
Exons: 4
Coding region: 294-677 (127 amino acids)
Biological process (GO): translation
Cellular component (GO): mitochondrial large ribosomal subunit
Molecular function (GO): structural constituent of ribosome
Source: RefSeq, a predicted model, not a curated record
GCGGGGCUACGCGGAGGAGGCCUCUCAUUGGUCGCCGGCGACGAGUCACGUGAAAGAGCCUUCUUUUGGUCCGGCCCUGGUGAGGAUCAAACCAUUUGGGAUAUUUUGUAGGGGGAAACGGGUCAAACCAUUACGCCAUAGCAUUGCGGAAGAAGGAGAAGGCAGAUGUUGUAAGAAAGAGACGUGUUCUUUGGAUCAUGCCUGAUAAAUACAGCUUUCGCCCAUCCUAAAGCUCAUACUUGAAAUCAUUGUUAGCUUCAGGUUUGUAUAAUAAGCUCUGGACCAUCCUCAGCAUGAUGACAACCAUCAGCAGGACUCUCAGGCUCUUGCAAGGAGAGGCACUCUGGGCAUUCCUUCCCAGGCCUUGCCGUCUUCACACAUCCGCGUGCCAACCCAACUCCAACCGGACGUCCAUCGCUUGUGUUUCAAGGCAGAAGUACGGCCGGAUGUAUCCAGUUCUGCUGGUCAGACCUGAUGGCUCCACCAUCCACAUCCGUUACAAAGAGCCCAGGCGGAUCCUUUCAAUACCAGUAGACAUCAAUACUCUCCCUGAAGCCGAAAGGAGAGCCCGGUUGCGGAAACGGGACGCCAUCAAGCUUAAACCCAAACAGGAGGCAGUCUUUGAUGACGAUGACUUUAAGUUGGACGAUUAUAGAAAGUUUUGGAAGAAGAAAUGAGAUAUUUGUGUUACUAUUUUUUUUUUGUAGCAAAACGCUGUUAUAAACAAAUUGCAAACCCUAAAUAAAGAGUCUAUCAUCUUCUC